CCCCAGCACACGACCAAUGUCGUCAAUUGUACGGCCACCAGACCCCUGCCUGGUCGCCAUAAUCCUAAUCGUCCGAUCGCAAGCCGGCCCGCGCUUCGUCUUCCACUACCCGCCGAACCCACUCAGCGAGAACGGGCUCCGAGGCGCGGCCAAAGCGCGGCGGCCCUCGCGCACGAAAUCCAAAAGCAACGACUCCAGCUCCAGCGAGGACAGCAGCUCGAGCUCCUCCGAAGAUGAGGACGAGACCCAGCCACCCCAGAACCAAUCGCACAUGGCCGGCAGCCACCCCGUGGCGGGCCGACGGUCGAGCAAUUUCGGCCUAGACGAUGGAGUGAUGUCCGCGUCGCCGGGCGGGGAGUCGCAGCGGGCGGGGUCGGUCGGGUCCGGACGAGGGAUGAUGCGCAAGCGGGGGACAAAUUCGGACGCGGAGGACGAUGCGGGCGCGGCGUCGGAUCGACAGGACGAUGAGGCUGGAGGGGACGGGGGCCCGUAUCGGCCGCCGUGGGAGUCGCUGUUGGGGCUUCCGGCGGAUGUGUGGGAGAAGUUGCUGAGUCCGUCGCGAUCGUGGCAUAAGCGGCGGUUUGAGGUCGGGAUCAACGAUCUGGCGUUUGUGGGGUGGCCCGUGUUUAUGCGGGAGGAUGGGACGUGGAGGAAACAGAGGCGGAAGAAGAGGAAGCCUCGGGCGGCGUGGGAGGGGGGUGAGCUGGGGCAUAAUGAGAACCCUGGGGAUGACGCGGAGGAGGAUGUCAGGGACGAUGAGGCGAUUGAUGCAUCAACGGAGACCCUGAGUCCCAAGCAGAUGGCUGCCUCGGAGUCGCAGUGGAUGUCCAUGGCGAGCUCCAAGUCGAUUAGAACGAUGAGUGAGUCAUUGGAUGCGGAUGAUAAAGAUUCGAUGACCAUGUUCAAUGUGGCGUUCGUGCUGGAUCCUCCGCUGUUGGAGUAUUCCAUGCGACUACGCGAGAUCUAUGAUAACAUUAUCAAGAAGUUCUCCAAGGCUCUCAAGUGGGAGCAGGCACGGACGGGUUAUGUUUGGAAAGAGGCCCAGCAUAUAUCGCAUAUCAAGGAGAAGGCCAAGGAGAAACGAAUGUCUAUGAAUGGCCUCUAUUCGGAACUUAUCAAUCAGUCUUCUCUUGCGAGGGCAAUCUACACUAUGUUCACGAGCAUCUCGGCGUCAAAGAUUGCGUCUGUGACGCUGAGUGCGGAUGUGUCCAUCUCGCUGCAAAUUCCCCCGCUGACAUCAACGCCAUGGCUUCCAGGCCCGACUGACAAGGCAUACCCGGGUCUCUGGCUCACAACGGCAGACAGUGUCACCCCUAUCGAUGACCCCACAGCCGAUGAAAACACCGCGCCGCACCAGGUGCUCGCCAAGCACUUCGCGCUGCUAUUGCUGGACAAUGAAGCGGCCAUCCUCAAAGAUGUGGAAGCAUCAGGCGGUGCUCUCGCCCCAGCGCUUGCCCACUAUAUCCGAUGCUCGAAGCCAACGAAGUCGUUUGCGCAGAUAUCCGUCUCGUCUGGCAUACCGCUGUCCACUAUCCAGAUGCUGGCAAGCCAUCUGGUGUACUGGAGAAGAGCACGCGCUAUCCCGCCACUCCAUCAACGGGAUACUUACGUUGUGUCCCCUAACUGCGACCUGAGCAAGCUGGAGCUGGCCACCUCCGUGUAUCAAACAACAUUCCCGACUCUUCCUAGUCUGCCAAAGAUGCUGUCCGCGAUGAGUGGAACACCCAGACCCUAUGGAAGCUUCAUCCCAAGUAAGGAUCACAAAGACACGUACUUCACCAUCCUCGCAUGGCUCUUGCGAGGCGGUUGGGUGACUCAGCUGCGCGCGUUCGCGAGAAUCAAGAUACCCCCCGAGAUCAAGAUGGCCGUGGAGACGGUUCUUCGCCGGGAGGAGGUGGAGCAAUACCUGAGGAAGAGAUCCUCCGACGAGACCAAAGAAGACUUCGACGAUGUCAGCUCAUCAUCAUCAUCGUCGCUCGACAGCCACGACAGCGGCGAAGAAACCCCCAUGCCGGGCCGAUACAAGCAAGACAACGAGCUCGCCGUCUCGCAUUCCUUCCUCGACCGAAACACCUCGCUGAAAACCUCCUCGCUCAUCCACUACCCGCACCGCGCCUCCCCGCUGGAAUCCCGGUGGCUGGACGAAGUCAUGUCGCGAUUCCCCGACCUCCAAGGCGGCGAGGUUUCUGACGGGGAUCUGGAGUAUGUGGGGCUUCAAACGUCCCUGAAGAAGUAUUGGCCGACCUUCAUCAAAUACUUUAACGGGUAUGACGCGCUGGAGAAGAUCCCUGUCCGGGAGAGCCUGAAGCGGAAGCUGGUUUGGCAGAUCCUUAUGCGCCUGGGACUGGUGACGGGGCAGCAGUCGUCGAUUCAACUGGACUCGAGAGAGCAGGUGCUGGUGAGUGUGCGGCAUUGGUAGAUGAGUUAUGAACCUUGGAUGGAACUACCACCUUAUCUUAAUACAGAUGGAACGAG
This is a messenger RNA of Aspergillus heteromorphus CBS 117.55, 2475 nucleotides long. RefSeq names its product nitrogen permease regulator 3 family protein. Gene Ontology annotation, biological process: cellular response to amino acid starvation; TORC1 signaling; positive regulation of autophagy. NCBI's taxonomy places the organism in Eukaryota, Fungi, Ascomycota, Eurotiomycetes, Eurotiales, Aspergillaceae. Gene Ontology annotation, cellular component: GATOR1 complex. Bases 17 to 2419 code for a protein of 800 amino acids. The transcript has 2 exons. The record is from RefSeq and is a predicted model, not a curated record.